This is a messenger RNA of Brenthis ino (lesser marbled fritillary), 636 nucleotides long. Lineage: Eukaryota; Metazoa; Arthropoda; Insecta; Lepidoptera; Nymphalidae. The record is from the annotation of a GenBank genome assembly.
AUGUCACUCCACCGAAUCAUAUUUUCAGUGCUUCUAUACACGUGUACAGUAAACCCUGCGCCUCAGGAAUCCAACGUGACCUUUCUUAAGAUACAACCAUAUCAAGAAUACGUCCCCCUCGCCAGCAACCGGUCAUCUAGAUAUGAAAAUCAACCAAUAACAAUAAGCAGCUUUAAUAAUUUAGCAAAAAAUAAUUCAAAUGUAGACUCUGUCACGACAUUUAAUGCUGAAUACGACGCCAAAAUCGAAAUACUUAACCAAACAAGCAAUUUUUCGUUUGAAAAUAACGAAUUUUUGCGUCACGUUAGGAGCGAUGACAUCACAACCGAGUUCGACCAAUCAGAAACGACAACAGAUCAGGAUAUAAUUACCGAAGACGACAUCACAACCAUAAUUUUACCCAAAACAACGACUACUAUACGACCGGUACCGAAAUUUCUGCCCAAAUUAAGUUAUUUGAAAAAAUCGAAAAAGAAUAGCGUGUCUACAAACUCCUUAAACACGUUUAUUGUAAAAACAAAUAAACCUUAUAAAAGGAAGUUUAAAAGUAGAUGCAGGUGUGAGAAAAUAGAAAAUUGUCCGAAAUUACAAAUCACCGUUCCAAGGUGUCCUGAUGAAUACUUUCUGUGUUGCUUU